This is a messenger RNA of Porites evermanni, 7336 nucleotides long. The record is from the annotation of a GenBank genome assembly. NCBI's taxonomy places the organism in Eukaryota, Metazoa, Cnidaria, Anthozoa, Scleractinia, Poritidae.
AUGGGAGUGGACUGGUCUCUAAGAGAAGGUAAGCUUUUAUGUCACUUCCUAACCCUGCAUUAUUAACGUUGGCCAAAAUAAAAAAUCCAAUUUUUUGCGGUGAAAAUCUCAAGAUUUUAAUAGUGCCAGUGUGUGAGUUGACAUGGCGGCAAAUCAACUGCAUGAUUUCCUUAUAAACUUAUUUAAAGCAGUAAAGAAAAUUGAAGUUAUCUUUGGAUGAGUUUUUGAAGUCCUGGCGUAAUAUUAUAGUUGUAAAUCACAUUGUUUUGUCACAGGGUAUGCAUGGGCUGAAGACAAGGAACACUGUGAAGAAUAUGGUCGCAUGUUGCAGGCCGACCCAGCUAAAGUUAGUGCGAGAGCAAAGAAAAGAGGCUUACCACAGGUAAAACUAACAGCAGCUGUUUUUUCUCAAAUAGUCAACAUUCCUCUAGAGAACUGAACCUGGGCAAGUUGUUCAAAAGGGGGAUAAUGCUAUCCACUGGAUAAAUCUCUGUCCAGUUGAUAGCAAAGUUGGUUUCCCUGAUACUAUCCACUGGAUAGUGACUUAUCUAGUGGAUAGCAGUGGCAGAUCCAGGGGAACGGUCUGGGGGGGACCCCCCUUUCAGACCUGAUACAUGUAGACUGAAAUUCUUACAUCGAGAGGAUGGUAUAGCACUUUUUAACUGGCUGAUUUGUUUAAUGAAAUGCACAUUGGAUUUUGCCACUAAACUAAAUUCCAGGGCUAUUCUUUAAUGAUAUUGCUUUUGGGUACCCUCCUAUGAUCUGUUCACCUCUGCUCGCAUAACAGUAUUUUCCGCUCCAGUGAAGACCAGCAUUCACAGAUUGAGAAACACAUGGUCGUCUGUGUGAGAAGGAAUUUGCCACAAAAAAGUUCAACAGUCCUUUCUGAACCAAAGUUUGGACCACCCCUCCUAACAAAAAAAUUCCUGGAUCUGCCCCUGCCCCUGGAUAGAGCUAUUCAACGUUUGAACAACCAGGGCAUGGAGAGUUUCCCUGAUUUGCGCCAUAUCCUAGAGAUUUCUGAGAGAGUUAUGAUUAGCUUAUAUGACAUCACUGAUUCACAGUCGUAAUUUCGUGGAAGUUGACAGUACAGUUGUAUUGGAAAGAGGAAGGAAAGUUGUAAUUGUGAGAAGUUAGCUUUUGUGUCAUGAUGGAAUGUUAGCAUUUUUACUGUGUGACUACUAAACCAAGUCCUCCUUACUAACACAAAUUUUAUGACUUCUAUUAACUUAAAGUAUUUUUUUCCUGUUAAGCUUGGUACAUUAGGAGCUGGAAAUCAUUAUGCUGAGAUCCAAGUUGUAGAUGAAAUAUACAAUAUGCACACUGCAAAGAAAAUGGGAGUGGAUCGUCCUGGUCAGGUAAUCAAGGCGGUCGAAGUUGCGUAUUGAUGCCCACUAGGUAGUCUGUCUUAUCCAUCUGCCAAGAGCUCUGACCCACGUACAGUAGUGACCACUCCCACUAAUUGAUAUAUUACGUUACAGCACACAAAGACCAUCUUGAUAAGAUAACAGGGCUAAAAUCGUGGACAAAACCACAUUGUUUCGGGGGUGAAUUGAUCUGUGUUGAACAACACAGGGAGAGCAUUUUAAAUUUUGAAUUCAAAGGAGCGUAUUAUUUUUCUUAAGUAGUUUUGUCAAAGAUUGUAGGUCACGAUGUUUCGGCAUUUUCAGCGCUGUUAAGUUUGUGUGAUAAAAAAGAAGGAUGCAAUGUUCAGCAAUAAGAGCAUGUCACGAGCUCUAAAAAAACUUUUUCUCCCUAGACAGGAAUCGAGCCAUUUUGGUUUAGCUAUAUGGCUACUCUAUAAUUUAGUCCGGCUCCGACUGAUAAUUUUUAAUAUCUAUUUUUUAACAAUUCAGGUUUGUAUUAUGAUCCAUAGUGGAAGCAGAGGACUCGGCCAUCAAGUAGCUACCGGUGAGUAGUAAUUCUGAUUUUAAUAGAAAUUUUGAAUAGAAUUCUCCGAUUAUAAAAAGGCUUUUUUCGUUGUCAUUUCUUCUUUUCUGCCUGUAAUUUUGCAGAUGCCCUUGUUGCUAUGGAGAAAGCAAUGAAAAGAGAUAAAAUUGAAGUUAACGACAGACAGGUUUGCUGACGUUAGUUGAUUUUUCUUUCGGUUAAGAAGUGCUAGCUAUUCGAAAUAAAUUAAAAAGGUUGUCGCAUUCAUAUCCUAAACUUUUCCUUGUUUCCCGGCACUUUGUGGUCACUUAAGCGCCAUUACGUUGGUCCUUUUCCCACUAUUGCAUUCGUUACUUUCCUGCCAUUUCAUUUGUCAUUUUCCCGGCACUGCGUUCAGUACUUUUCCCCCACAUUACGUUUGUCAUUUUCCCACCAUUGCAUUCUCAUUUUCCCGCCUUUCCGUUUGUCAUUUUUCCGCCAUUGCGUUCGUCUUUUCCCCGCCAUUUUGUUUGUCAUUUUCCCGCCAUUACGUUUUUUAUUUUCCCGCCAUAGCGUUCGUCAGUCGUCACUCUCCCGCUGUUCCCGCCAUUACUCGUCACCUUCCCGCCUGUAUGUUGAUCAUUUUGUCACUUGGUCGCCAUUACGUUUGUCAUUUUCCUGCCGUUUCGUUCUUCACCUCUCGCCUGAAGAUUUGUCCUGAGUUUUAAGCGCCUUUUCCCCAUCAUUGUGUUCGUAUCUUCCUCGUCUGUGAACUCGGAAUCUUUAGUACAGAUUUAAUGUAAAAGCGGCCAAAUCUUUCUAACACAACCCCUCUAAUCUGGGUGGAAAGUUAUUGUGGUAUGGCUAAAAGCAAUUAUGUCACAUUUUUACAGCUUGCCUGUGCAAGAAUACAUUCCGUAGAGGGGCAGGAUUACCUAAAAGGUAUGGCUGCCGCAGCUAAUUAUGCUUGGGUCAACCGAUCCACAAUGACGUUCCUAACAAGACAAGCGUUUGGCAAAGUAUUCAAAAGUACCCCAGAUGAUCUGGAUAUGCACUUGAUCUAUGACGUGUCACACAACAUCGCGAAGAUAGAGGAGCAUGUAUCCUUUAUGUACUUAUUAAUUUAAACAUACCGUUUGUUUACCUAAGGUAAAUUUGUAUAUUUUUUAGUUUACAGUUGUCUUUGAUUGUAUCCUCACGGCACUCGUCACGUAUAAAGAGACUUCAAAAUUUUUACUUGAAGGCAUGUGACUGCUUAGGUGGUCGCCCUAACUUUUGCAAAUGUGGUUGAAAUAUAAUAUUUAGUGUGCAGUUCAAACUUUUGAGUCUGUGGAUAAAAUCAUAAUGUGUAACUAUUCAAACAAAACCUCUGCGGCAGUACUUUCACAUGGUACUAUUUGUUUAGUUUGUAGUUUAAACUUUGGAGUUUUUGGAUGAAAUCCUAAUGUCUAACCAUUCAACCAAAACCUCUUCAGCGGUAGUUUCACAUGGUGCUAUUUCAUUAUUUUAGUAUUUAGUUCUAAGGUUUGGGUCUGUGGAUAAAAUCCUAUGGUGCGACUAUUCAAAUAAAACCUCUUUAGGUACUUUCACCUUAUAGUAUUUAUCUAGAUGUAUUGCUAACUGUGAACUUUGUGGAUGAAAUCCUAAGGUGUGAGCAUUCAAAUAAAACCUCAUCGAGUCUUUUUUCGUGUUACAAUUUAAAAAUGUAACUUGAGAUUGUGUUUUGGCUCUCUUAACCGCACUAAAGAUGUUAGAUGGCGUUCAAAAGACUCUUCUUGUACAUAGAAAAGGAUCGACCAGGGCAUUCCCUCCUCAUCAUCCUCUUAUUCCCGUAGAUUAUCAGGUUAGUAUUGUUUUGUAGUUUUUUUCAGUACGCAAGCAUAGGAAAUUCUGUACAUCACGAUUUAAUUACUUCGUUGAGGUCCGUAGUACGAAAUUGAUUUUUUUUUUGGGGGGGGGGGGGGGGGGCAAAUAAAUUAUUUCUUUUCCCAAUGGAAACUUUCAACCCCCCGAAUUAAUUUUUUUUUUUUUUUGGUUGCUUGCCCACCCAGUUUUUUUGGGGGGCCCCUGGGGUACUUUAGGGAAAGCCUUUUUUUCACCCCCCCCUCCAAAGUCCUUUUUUUUCUUCCUCCCUCCCCCUCCAUUACUUUUUUUUUUGUUUUUUUUCAUUUUUUCGGCCUUUUUUCCAUAAUGUACUCUCUUUACCAAAUAAAAAAGUGCCAGCCGGCCACUCCCCCCCUUUUCCUUCUUUUUCCCCAAAUAUUUUAUGUUUUUUUUUUUUUUUUUUUUUUUUUCGUCACCAAAAAAAAGAAAAUUUUAGACAUACUUUUUUUUUUUUUUUGGUGGGGUCCGUAGAAGAAAUUUUUUUUUUUUUUUGGGGGGGGGGGGGGGGGGGCAAAUACAUUAUUUCCUUGUCCAACUGUAACUGUCAACUCCACUGAAUUAGUUUCUUUUAUUUGUAGCUGACUGGCCAGCCAGUUCUUAUUGGAGGCACCAUGGGUACUUGUAGGUAAGCCCUUUCUUCACCCCACCCUUCAAAGUGCCUUUGUUUCGUACUCACUCACGCUUCAUUGACUUUUUAUUUGGCUUUUGUACAUUUUGCUGGCAUUUUUCCAAGCAUUUUAGUGAAGCAAAAGCAUGAAUCAUUAUUCGAACAUUUUAGUGGAAUUUUUUCAGGAAAGUAUAUCUUUUUUUGCGAGGAAAUGAAAAUGAAAAAAAUAAUUUAAAGAGAAAAUGAACAAUUUAUGUCGAAGUUCAAAACCGAGAAAACUCAAAUGUCACCCUAAUACAGCCGUUAGAGUGUUAUCUUUUGCUCUGUGAAAACCAUGAACUUGUAUACAUUGUUGUUUUACCACCUAAUGUUGUUUUAGCGUUAAAAGCGUCUGUAUGACGAGCGUUAUCGAGCAUUUUAGUUACUUUUUUGAGGGCGACCGAUUAUUUUAGUGGAAAAAAUGGAGCAGUAAGGUGGAGCCUUUUUGUGGGAAAGUAAACGGAUAAUAUACAAAAGCCAACUUUUUUUUGUUUUUUUGCUUUUUUACACAGUUAUGUUCUAACGGGAACAGAGAAAGGAAUGAGACAAACCUUUGGUACAACAUGUCAUGGGGCUGUAAGUGAUGUAUAUGAUUAGACAAACAGAUGAUUCCCAAAUUCUUUGUUUUGUAAUGCCCCUUAGUGCUUAAACUGUAAUUAGCAAUUAGCAAUUGCUAUUUUGCGGGCCAGUGUAUUGUAAUCUACAUUUUUAGUAAAUAAAGUUGAAGUUGAAGUUGCUCUUCAGCAUCUCUGUAAUGGUGCUUAAACUGUUUCAGAGUUGAAACAGUUUCAGUGACAAACGUGAACUUCAAAGCAAAUUAUUUGUCCACUCCUAAGUUGAUUCUUGAGGCAGAUUUACAUAUUUAGAAAUGAUUCUUAAUGACCCUUAAUUGACUCCAAAAGCUCAGAAUUGUUUUUUUAAGUUUCAGGGAAGCAUGAAUUUUGUAAAAAAUACUUUUUAUACAAUUUAAUAAUUUUACGUCAGCUUUGAAAGGUUACUUGAUUUUUUAAAAAACUUCUCACUAUGCACUGUUGUGUUUUUAUAGGGCAGAGCUUUAUCUAGAUCCAAGUCUCGGUAAGCUUUGGUUGGUCCCUAAAGGUGGCCAACUGUUAAUUUCUCCUUAUACUAGCACCGUCAAUCGAUAACUGAGGUUGUAAGGGAAAAGCAAAUUAUCAACAAUUAAAAAAGGUCUUGAUUGUGAGGCAAAUCCUCGUCAUCAGUAUCAUAACUCCGCCCGCAUCGUCUAACUUUCACUAUUUGCAGGCGGAGAUGCAUGGCAAAUUGAUGUGUAUGAAAAUAAAGUAUAGUAUAGGGAAUAUGUGGGAAACAGUAAGGAGAAUAUACAUGCUGAUAUUAGGGUUUUAAGAGUUAAGGGGCUAGCUGAUUUUGGCAUCUAUCAGUUAGUACUUGAAUUUACCAAAACCACUUUCGAAUAAUGGUGUUGAAAUGAAACAAAACACGGAAUAGCCUUCAAGCAUCUCCUAUUCGCCACUUUAAAACAAGAAAAGAACUGGAGCCGCAAUGGUUUCUGGGAUCGUAACUGGGGACGCGACGGUCAGCUAUUGGUCAAUUUUUUCGUUGUCCCUAGUAACAGUCCCAGAAGUCCUUGCGAAAGUUAACUCGCCCCAGGUUCCUUCUUUUUCUAAAAUGGGGAAUCUGGAGACGUCUACGCGCACGCCAAACACAGAAGAAAUACAGGAAAGCAUUAGGAGAGAGUAUUUAUGAGGAAAAUUUGAUAAGAUUAGAAUGGAUAGCGUACAAGUAAACUGAAACAAGGUCUGUCUGUCUUUUGUUUGAAAGUAUGACUUAAAGAACUCGUCAUUAAUGAUAAAUAAAAUCUCAACUAAAAUCUCCAUGAUUAUGAGAAAAUGCCUUCUCCUGUCGAUCAAAUCACCCUUUUCGAGAAAGGCCACUUCCUCUCGCAUUUCUUGAUUUUGGAUCGUCACGAACUACUUUACUAUGCUUUGUUUUUCGUUUUUAGACGACAGCUUGAUUAUCAAGAUGUGUUGGAUAAUCUUAAGUCAAAGGGGAUAUCUAUCAGAGUUGCCUCGCCAAAGCUUGUCAUGGAAGAGGUACGCUUUUCACAUAUUUGGGGUUUUCAGGGCCAAUAUCCUUUUGCAUUAUUUUGCAAGGUAUUUUCGCUGAUCGUUGCGGAUCACUUUUGCCUUGUGUUGGCGAAUCUUUGCGGAAUCUUUCGCCCUCUCCUCCCUCCCUUCUGUCAUGUGUGGGUGUGCAGGUAAGUACAUUUCACCUGGUAAGUAUCUUUUCCACUGAGUAUUUUUCUCAGUGUGAUGGUGCAAGUUAGCGGCUGUUGGCAGGGGUGGUUCCCGCUUCCAGGGUUGCCUUGGUUACCUCCUUGCCUUAUUUUUCGCUAACCUUUUAGGCACCAGUUCCCAAGCUCAUCAAUUGGCGAUGAGUUUAACGCUAUCUUUACUGUCCAUGUUAACGUCAUUCAACCUCUUUCAGGCACCUGAAUCUUACAAAAACGUAACAGAUGUAGUCAAUACCUGUAAGUAUCUCUACUUAUUUACUGGCCAACUUUGUUUCUUUCCGAGAAAUAUCAUAAGUGUCAUGAGGUUUAUUCAGUUUCUCUAAUGAUUUGAGGAAAAACAGCUUUUAAAAUUACGGUUUAUUUAACAAAUUCAGUUUAAUCAUUUCGUACAAUAUUUUAAUAUUUUUUCUGUUCAGUCGAUAUACCAGUUUUUGCAGUGUAAUAAUCUUGUAAUUAUAUUUACAUGUUACUGAGUUAGAUUUUACGAGUUAAAAGCGUAAGUAGAAUAAACAGAUUUUUGUCUGUGACAUUGCGUACAAGUCUGAUACAUUACUAUAUUUACAGUACUCUACAGUACUAUACAAUACUACGUAUUUUCAGGUCACGAUGCAGGAAUCAGUCAAAAGGCGAUCAAACUCAGGCCAAUCGCCGUGAUCAAAGGAUAA